This is a messenger RNA of Haliotis rubra (blacklip abalone), 396 nucleotides long. RefSeq lists its product as uncharacterized. NCBI's taxonomy places the organism in Eukaryota, Metazoa, Mollusca, Gastropoda, Lepetellida, Haliotidae. The transcript is spliced from 3 exons. The coding region runs from base 1 to 396 and encodes 131 amino acids. The record is from RefSeq and is a predicted model, not a curated record.
AUGGCCGGACGUCACACACAGGCACGGUUUGAGUUCAGCCUCAGAAGGAAACUGACGCCUCUUGAUAUCGCAGACAUGUUCAACGACUUUGCUGAAGACUAUGAAGAGGUAUAUUCAAGCAUUGGUUGGAGAACUCAUGAAGUUAUCGGAGACUUCAUGGCUAAAAUUAUCCCAGAGGAAAAUAGAUCAAAACUAAAAGUCUUGGACGUUGCAGCUGGCACAGGACUUCUUGGAAAUGAGCUAAAGAAUCACGGGUUCACACACGUCGAUGCUUUGGAUCCAGCAGAAGAGAUGCUGAGUAUGGCCAAACGUCGCAACAUCUACCGAACAUACUUUUGUGCCUUUAUAAACAAAGACAGGAACGAUGCCAUAGAAACGGGUGAGAAACACUAUUAA